GCUGAAGACGAUGAAGCCUCUGAGUACGAGGACGACAGCUGCGCUUCUUCUGGAAAUGAGUGCGAGCAUGAAGCUCCGCAGUCAAACCGCACGUCAGCUUUAGCAGAAAAGAGUACAAAACCUCGACGAAAGCUUGCACAUACUGCAAGAGAAUACGUUGCUCGCCUUCACGAGCAGGAAGACCAAAAGCAUGCCCGGAAAAUGAAGCAAGGCGAAGGGAAAAAACAAAGCGCGAAACGUUUGCGCAAGCGCAAGCUCGCUGCAAGCGAUUCUGGACCCUCAAAGGCUAUAAAGACAGCAAAUGGCAAUAGCUAUCUUUUGGCUGACGGCUCCUCUUCAUCCUCUACCGGUCGUCCGCUACUUCCCGCGGAGUCUAUUAAGGCCAAAACUCAUACAGAUCAAAUGGCUCAACUCAAAGCUAGUAUACCACAGAACUGUGAUACUAGACGCAAAAACACACAAAAGCAGGAUCUUGAUGAGGCUGUCAAAAUCUUUGGCUAUAAAAAGAUCGAAGCUGAUGACGGUGAUUGGAGACUGAAAGGUAUGAAGACAGCAAUGCGCUGCCAUCAAAUUACAGCCGUGGCCUGGAUGAUUAAGAGGGAGUUGGCACGGAUGCAACCUUUCGGUGGACUUUUGGCGGAUGCCAUGGGUAUGGGCAAGACAAUCAUGAGUCUUGCCUGUAUCCUUGGAAACCCACCCGACGAUGAGCAUAUCGCCAAAUAUUGCAAGGCGACUCUUGUAGUCGUGCCGAGCAAAGCAGUCGCCCAACAGUGGGAAGCAGAAGCGCGUAGACACUACAACGAGCCACACAGCCUUAGGGCUUUCAUCUACGACCGGCAGUGCGAAGAUUUACACCAGCGGUGCACACAAAGCCUCAUUGAAGUGAUGAUGCAGUACCCGGACAAUACAGUUAUUAGACAACUCGCUGAGAAGUACGACACCGAUGAUAUAUCUUACCAUCGUGCACUCGACGAGAUCGUGGGUAUUUUGUUUCGCAUCAACUGGUACAGGGUUAUUCUGGAUGAAGCACAUGCAAUCAAAAACGCUGAAAGCCGCACAUCUAAAGCCUGUUGUGCGCUCUAUUCAAAGUAUCGAUGGGCCUUAUCUGGUACACCCCUUUCCAACAGCUCUUAUGAGAUGUAUCCUUACAUGAAGUUCACCCAAUGUGAAUGGACGGCAACCCAGAAAGACUUUCGCGCCAUGUUCUUCAUAAAGACUGAACCAAAUGCGCAAUUCGAGGCAUUGACCAGCCUCAUUAUGUACCGACGUACAAUGGAUGAUUCAUUUUUUGGAAGGCAAAUCAUUAGCCUCCCCGAUCGCAACGAGGUUGAUCUCUGGAUACCUAUGUCGGCAGAAGAACACUUCGUGGUCAGUGCCGUGAACGAUCAUUAUAAAAAAUUACGGGCCAGAAUAGAAUCGGGCACGCUUGGAGAGGGAGACUUGAAAGAUAUCAACGAUGCGGAAGGUGAAGAUGCCACGAAAGAGCAGCGAAACAACGAAAACCGCCGCCGAAAAUCUGCACCCAAGGAGCGCUCGCCACGAAAGGCAUCGUAUUUGCUGACACAUGCCAGUCAAGUGAGGUCACGUCAAUCAACAUCCCAUGUUUUCUGCAUUGAGCGACUUCUUCGCCAAAAUUUCUGUGUAGAAGAGCUGGGUGAAUUAAAGGAGAACCUUGGGAAAAUCGACAAGAUGCAAACAAUUUUGGAGCAAAUGCAGCUCGAUAUGAAAGCAGACGACGAGAUUGCAAAGUAUCGCAAAGGGCUAGAGAUACUGCAAGAAAGAGAAGAAACAUAUUUUGGCAAGUUCUUCGAUAUGGAGCCACUCUUGAAUCUCCUUGCAGCGGAGUGCAGUACGAGGGACGUUACUUGUCUCCUCUGUAAUACAGAAAAACCGCCAGUGGAUCCAAUAUUCUCAUAUUUGGACUGUCCCUAUAAAGAUUGCAACCAGAAGCUCGGUUCAGGACCUGAUAUAAAAACUAUACAAAAAAUAUUGAAACAGUCGCAAGAGAAGAAUAGCGGCUAUAGCGAGCCUGCAAAGGACAGCCUGAAUGCUUCUGUGCACCAUGAUGACGAGCGAAACGGUUUCUUCGUCGCCAGUACAUUUCGUGGAGAUAUCCCGAUACUUCCAAGCACAAAGCUCACAGCAACUAUGGCGGUUGUUCUGACAUGGAUGGAUGAAGCGCCUGACGACAAGAUUCUCAGUAAGUUUGCAGAGCUGAGAGGUUUCUUUGGUACUAUUAAUACUAAUUCAUAUCCCUCUCCUUUCUCUUUCACAGUUUUCACCCAGUUUAUUGGUACAGCAAAGAUGCUGGGACUCAUGCUGCAGACUCUAAACAUUGGAUUCGUGUAUUAUUACGGCGGACUCGCAUCGGCACAGAAGGCUAGAGCCUUGGAGACGAUUAAGACUAGAAACGAGAUAAAAGUGAUGGUUUCCACUCUCAAGAGCGGCGGCCAGUCGCUGAAUCUCACAGCUGCUAAUCGAGUGAUUAUCAUCGAUCCAUGGUGGAACAAGACGGCUGAGCAGCAAGCCUUCGGUCGAGUGGUCAGAAUUGGGCAACAGAAAGUGACUCAUCUUGUGAACAUCAAGACCAAAGAGCCCAUCGACAAACGCAUCUACGAUCUCCAGACGAAGAAAGCCAGAGAUGUGGAUCGUACUCUACAGGACGACGGCCAUACGCCUCAAAUUACGAGCGAAGCUGUGCUCAGAGAAACUUUUUUGCGCGUCAAAGAAGAA
Molecule: messenger RNA, 2733 nt
Organism: Trichoderma atroviride IMI 206040
Lineage: Eukaryota; Fungi; Ascomycota; Sordariomycetes; Hypocreales; Hypocreaceae
Source: RefSeq, a predicted model, not a curated record